This is a messenger RNA of Cynoglossus semilaevis (tongue sole), 4265 nucleotides long. Its product is annotated as ankyrin repeat domain-containing protein 13C-like. NCBI's taxonomy places the organism in Eukaryota, Metazoa, Chordata, Actinopteri, Pleuronectiformes, Cynoglossidae. The record is from RefSeq and is a predicted model, not a curated record. The transcript has 13 exons. Gene Ontology annotation, molecular function: signaling receptor binding. Gene Ontology annotation, biological process: protein retention in ER lumen. Gene Ontology annotation, cellular component: cytoplasm. The coding region runs from base 425 to 1981 and encodes 518 amino acids.
CAGUAGCUCUGCAGGUUCAUUGUACGGUCUGGCUUUGCCACAAAGCAAAUUUUGUUUUUGUAUCUUUAACUUAGAAACUACGGACAAGACAGGAUGUAGUCAUUCCACUUUCGUAUACUAUUAUUAAGUCUUGUGUUAAUUCGUAGUGUUUUUCUGUUGUGCUGGAUAUUAUUUUCUUUAUAUAGUCGCCGCGCCCAUCCUAUUCAUUUUUAUUGCGGGUUAGCAGGGAGCUAAUGUUGGCAGUAGUGCUGAGCAGCAGGUGCGGUGGUAUUUAUUUCUCCGCCACAGAAUAACUAGUAAUCAAAUAAAUACAUUGAAGGAGUUUGGUUUAAAACGAAUUUUCCAAUUUUUUAGUGCUGUCUGCUUCGCGUGGUGUAGUUUGAAGUUAUUUGUUAACCCGGUAACGUACGGCAUCAUCACCAUCAUGACAGGUGAGAAGAUACGCACCAUGCGAAAGGACCAUAACAAGGCCAACAAAAACGAAGAAUUAAGGGAUACACAUGACGAGACCUCAAACGAGACCAUCUCAAACGGUACCAGUAACAAUUUCACAUCUAACAAGGCUUUUCACAAGUCGGUCAAAUCCUCCACACUACAGCAGCAACAGCAGCUUAACGCAAAAAACAUCAACGGCAACCCGUCAUCAGUGGACAGCAACAAGAACCCCAUCAUAUUAACAAGCACCGACUUCGACUUUCCUGUUCACGAAUGUGUUUUCAGAGGAGACGUGCGUCGUCUGUCCUCUCUUAUCAGGACCCACAGCAUCUCUCAGAAAGAUGUACACGGUAAUACACCUCUUCACCUUGCACUGAUGUUGGGCCACAAAGAAUGUGCUCUCCUCCUGCUGGCCCAUAAUGCUCCUGUGAAGAUAAAGAACGCACAGGGAUGGAGUCCUCUAGCAGAAGCCAUCAGUUAUGGCGACAGGCAAAUGAUCACAGCCAUACUGCGGAAGUUAAAGCAGCAGUCCAGGGAGAGUGUGGAGGAUAAGAGGCCAAAACUGCUGAAAGCUCUCAGGGAGCUUGGUGACUUUUAUCUGGAGCUGCAUUGGGAUUUUCAGAGCUGGGUGCCUCUUUUGUCCCGGAUCCUACCGUCGGAUGCAUGUAAAAUUUACAAGCAGGGCAUCAAUAUCAGACUGGAUACCACUCUCAUAGACUUCACUGACAUGAAAUGUCAGCGCGGCGAUCUCAGUUUCAUUUUUAAUGGUGAUGCUGCACCGUCCCAGUCCUUUGUAGUCCUAGACAAUGAAGCAAAAGUUUACCAAAGAAUCCACCAUGAGGACUCAGAGAUGGAGACAGAAGAAGAGGUGGACAUUCUGAUGAGCAGUGACGUCUACUCUGCCACUUUGUCCACAAAGUCCAUCACUUUCUCCCGCAGUCAGAUUGGUUGGCUUUUCAGAGAGGAUAAAACGGAGAAAGUUGGAAACUUCCUGGCCGACUUCUAUUCAGUGAACGGCCUUGUCCUGGAGUCAAGAAAGCGGCGAGAGCACCUCAGUGAGGAAGACAUCCUGAGGAACAAAGCCAUCAUGGAGAGCUUAAGUAAAGGGGGCAGCAUCUGUGAACAGAACUUUGAGCCUGUGAGGAGACAGUCUCUUGUAGCUCCAGCUCCCAACACUAUUUCAUGGGAAGAGUACAUCACUGCAGAGCAUGGAAAGCCACCGCAUCUUGGAAGGGAGCUCAUGUGCAAAGAGAACAAGAAGAACUUCAAAGCUACUGUAGCCAUGAGCCAGGAUUUCCCUCUGGGCAUCGAGUCGUUACUGAAUGUUUUGGAGGUCAUAGCUCCCUUCAAACAUUUCAACAAACUGCGAGAGUUUGUUCAGAUGAAGCUUCCUCCGGGGUUUCCGGUCAAACUCGACAUCCCCGUCUUCCCCACCAUCACUGCUACUGUCACUUUUCAGGAAUUCCGAUAUGACACAUUCGACGGUUCAAUUUUCUCUAUCCCUGCCCACUACAAAGAAGAUCCCAGUCGCUUCCCUGACCUUUGACAUGGAAAUACAAAACAGGAAGUGACCAGUUAGCUUACACGUUAGGGAUUUGUGAAACGUUAUAUAAGGAAUCCCAUUUCGUUGAGCUGCUGUUCUAAUUGAUCACUUUGUAUUAUUAGUAUCACUGGCUCCUGUUCAUUUUCCUCUAAGGGAUCCAACGCAGAUCAAUGCAAGCAGAUGUUACAGUGCCAUCUCGUGUAAAGACAUGCACGUGGGCAGUUUGUUUUAGCUUUCAUUACACCCACUGCUCACCUGCUGGGCGGCUACAUCUGCUGCUCCACACUGCUGCUGCUGACGCUGUCGUCUGUGAAAGCUGUCAGAACGUUGAGGCCGGACUUUGCAUCACCUCACAUCCAUGGAAUCCUUUGAACACACUGAAGCUCUGUCGACACUCAUCUGUAAAUAUCACACGCCUCACCUAAGAGUUUAAAAAAAGGAAGAAAAAAAACCCUGUAUAUCUAUAUCCUUAAACUUAAGCUUAACAUACAUUUAUAUAUGAUGUAUUAUACAUAUAAAUAUAGAUAGAAAAAGUCAAAGGCAGUAACGCUGUGUAGCAAUACAUUUCCAGUACUUCUGAAUGUUUUUAACCAGCUGGGGGAAGGUUGAGCAUCAAACCCAUUCUUAACAGUUCGGUAUAGAAGCCUUUUCCCGGUGCAGGACGCAGUUUCCUGUGUUUUCAGGUUAGCUCACGUUACCUCUCGUCUUUCUCCACGUCUUCGUCGUGAUAGUGCGAACUUUGUGCUCGGUGUGAAUGGAUUUGCUGUACUGUAUUAACGUACGUUCUAAUGUGAGAGAAUCCCAGAUGGAAAAUAUCAGGUAAACUGUUCUUUGUUUAAAUACUGCACUGAUAUGAAGUAUAUUUAGAGGCAUGUGAUGGCUGUCGGCCCACUGGUUCACACACGUUGUCAAGGUAUAUUCUCUGAAGGUUUCUUAUAUUACCUGCAGACUUAUUGGUAGUUAGAUAAAGAGGAAAAAAACUGAAUUGUAACACUAACACUUUGAAACACCUUUUAUUGCUUACAAAAAUCUCUCCUUGAUGAUGUUUUGCUAAUACAUUUUAUUUAAUUUUGUUUUUUAAUUCAGGGGAGUAAACUAAGCUGUGACAACUAUAUUUGCUGGAUAUCCCAAAAAUAGCCACAUGGAAAAACUCAUACAUCACAUUUUCUUUUCUUUUUUUUUUGCUUUAGCUGAUGUGUACUGCAACCAUACCUACUUCACAUCCCUUUAAAUAAAGCACCAGCAUCAUGUUUCAACAAAAUUUGUAGUAUUAUUAUUAUAGUUUUAUUAUUCACUCAAGUCAUUUAAAUUGAAGAAUUAUCGCUGUAAUGUUCUCUUAACAUAAUAACAGACGAACCUUUACUUCAUUUAAAGCCUUGUUAUACCUGACUGCUUUGUAUAAAUCACAAUAGGAGUUUAUCAGUACACAAAACUACAGUAUUUAGUUUCUGCUUCAUGAAAUAUGAAACUAGAAUGUUCUCAGAUCAGCUGUUAAGUUGCACAACAAUCAACGGUUUGUUUGGUCACCAUUCUUUGGAAAAUUAAUUUUAAAAUAUAAUACAGAAUACAUGUUUAACAGGAGGAGGGAUAUACUUCACUUAUUUGAAGGCACAACCGCAGGAGUUGAAUAGCGGCUGAAUGUGGUAGGUGUUAUUUCGCUUCAUGGCAUAUAAAUCUUGUUAUUGUCAGCAUAACACUGAAAACGUACUAUCUUUCCUUCCUUGGCAUAGAACCUUAAGAGGCUCUCAACUUAAUUGACAAGAAGAGGAGUACGAGAUUUGAACUUUGCAGUAUCCCACCUGAGAAGGCAACAUAGUUGACAGAGAAACGUGCAUCUGCAAGGUUUGAUGCCAACCCAGGGAUCAAGAUAAGAAAUAGGCGUAGUGUGGUCCAGGGUAUUGGAGGUAGCGGUCUAAGCUUAAGGCACCAGGAUAUGUGAGUAUUACAGAACUAAAAAAAGAAAGUUGAUGAGAUUUUAUAAUUUACUAACAUCAAAGUUGAAAAAAAUGAGCCUUAGAUUUUGUUCUCCAACAGAGCUUUAUUAUAAAAAGAAAUCCCUGAUAAAACAUCAACAUUUUACUAUAGCGUAAGCAUGUAAAUUAACUGUUUACAAAAGGAUGGGGAAGGCUGUAUUAACAUUACAUCAUUACAUGACAAAGGUGUAAGUAAGGUACAAUAUAAAAGACAAAAUCCAAGAAAAGCAAAGCGAGCCUAGUUUGAGCUAAUGACAGGCAAAACAAGGGUUUUUUUUUUUUAUAAACAAUAAGAUGAAAAAAUAGGAUAAAGG